UAAAGAUCAGUCGGGAGUGCUCGACUAGAGGCUACUCUGUCAUAUGGCUGUGCUUCGGUCUUUUCCAGCUCAAUUUUUUGGUAAAAACAUUCUAGAAUAACUCAAGUAUUCUUAAUCGUAUCUCAAUGAAACUUUCCAGUCAUAAAUAUAUGAUCAAAUUGAAUAUACUUAUAUCCCAAGGCGCAAGGCGCUCACCCUUUACAAUUUCUGGGGGUACGGGGUGAGGUAUUCAAAAAGUGAAAUAUUCCAAAUUUGUAGAUACUAUACACGCAACUACAUACCAAGUUUGGCGUCUCUAGCUCUAAUAAUCCUCGUGUUAUGCUUAAAAUAUGAUUUCUCUAAAUCGAUAUUUAUCGAUAUAAAUUUAAAAUGGAAGCAGUUAUCGAUGUCAGCUCGUUGUUCUGCACAAGCAUAUGUAUAUAUUAUGUUUUGGCAGUUGCAUUCUUCUGCCUGUUACAUAAAGCUGCACGAAAUCAUGAUACCCUUGCUCAACAUUCACAGGGUAUAGCCAUAUAUGUCAUAUUUUAGCGAGCACGCAGUCAAUAUAUCUCGUUCGAACUGAGCUUUUAUGGUGCUCCAAGCUCUCAGCUUGCAACUGAAUCUAUGUGCAGCAGGUGGCAGAUGGGCAGGUGGGCAGGUGUGGAAGUGGGUGGUGGAAGGUGGAAGGUCUGUGUAGUCUGGCGUUUAAAUUGUUAACUGAAAACUGGCACCUGUUGAGGCGGGCACGCGCUGCCCUCAUCGAGGCAUUCAGCGUUGAGUGUCUUUUAAUUGCCAGCUGUUGACAGGCAGCACCUCCCCCCGCCCCUUCACCGAGCCCUUGUCGCCAGAUUGGACCAUCGGCGAGAAGGGGGGGGAAGAGGCCCGGUUGUGAUUAAUGAGUCGAACCGGACUAUGGCAGAGCAAUUAGAAUACAAUUAGCAGGGAAUGUGGCCACUAAUGAGCGCACUUUUGCAGAGACGCCAGCACAAACAACAUGCCCAGGCCCAGGCCCAGGCUCAGGCCAAGGCUCGCGUCCAGGCGAAGGAAACCGAGCUGGAGUCGGAGCAGGACUUGGCGCCGGCGUUUCGCGUGGCGCACUCGGAACUGUUUGGACGCUAUUUGGUGGCGAAUCGCCAGCUGGCGGCGGGCGAGCUGCUCAUCACCGAGCAGCCGCUGGCCAUUGGGCCCUGCGUCAGCUGUGAGCCCGUCUGCCUGGGCUGCUAUCGUCCCGUCCAGCUGACGGCGCAGCAAUAUCGCUGUGCCGGCUGCGGCUGGCCGCUGUGCGGCGCCAGCUGCCGGGGAAUGCAGCAGCGACGGCUUGGCCACACGGAGGAAGAGUGUGAGAUUUAUGGGCAGCGACGCGGUUUGGCCGCGGAGCUGCUGACGACGCAUGCAACGCCCGACCAGGUGCGGGAUCUGUACGAACUGGUGCUGAUCGUGCGCAUUGCGCUGCUGCGCCACCUGACGCCGGAUCUCUAUGCGCAGAUCCGACGCAUGGAGUCCCACACGGCGGCGCGGCGCGAAAACGCGACGCUCUGGCAGCACUACGAGCAGAAGGUGGUGCGACGGCUGCGCGAUGACUGGCAGCUGCAGCAGCUGGAGGCGGCGGAGCUGCACGAGAUCUGCGGCAUCUUGGACGUGAACUGCUUUGAGAUUGGACAGCAUGGCGCCAAGGCGCGCACGCUCUAUCCGAGCGCGUUCCUGCUCGCCCACGACUGCAGCCCCAACACGGCACACACGGACGAUCCACUCAGCUAUGCCAUCCUGUUGCGCACAUCGCGCGCCGUACGCGAACAGGAGACUCUCACGCUCAGCUAUGCGUACACGCUGCAGGGCACCUUGAAGCGGCGCUCCUUCAUCCAGGGCGGCAAACUGUUUUGGUGCCGGUGCCGGCGCUGCGCCGAUCCCCGGGAGCUGGGCAGCGACUGCAGCGCUCUCGUCUGCAGGUCCUGUCAGCUGGGCAGCAUACGAGCCAUCGAUCCGCUGGACCAGAGCGCCGACUGGGCCUGCGAUCGCUGCGCUCAUCGUCUCAGCGCUGUCCAGCUGGAGCGUCUCCUGGAUCGCAUCAAUGACGAUCUGGAGUCCAUCGAUGUGCACGACAUUCCCGCACUGGAAAACUUUCUGGCACGGUACCGCGAGGUGCUGCGUCCGAAUCAUUAUCUGCUGCUGUCGGCCAAGUACUCGCUGUGCCAGACCUAUGGCCGGAUCGAGGGCUAUCUGCUGCCGGAGUUGUCGCCGCAGGAUAUUGCGCGCAAGGAGCGCUAUUGUCGCGAAUUUCUGGCCGUCAUCGAUCUACUGGAGCCGGGUCUGACCCGUCUGCGCGGUGUCAUCAUGUACGAGCUGCAUGCUCCGAUUAUGGUGCUCGCCCAGCUGGGCAUGCAGACGGGCCAGAUGUCGCGCCAGGAGUUCCAGAAGCGCAUCAACGAGGUCGUCAAGCUGCUCACGGAGAGCGCACACAUUCUACAGCUGGAACCAGCCGGUUCCAGCGAGCACGAAAUGGGUCGAGCUGCCGCCGAUGCGCUCAUCAAAAUGGGCUGCUAAAACCCAAAGAACUUCCAUCUAUAGAGCUUUGUAUGCCCAUGCAUAUAUUCAUUGUUGUCGUCCAUGUGAACUCGAAUCUCAGACGAGCUGUGCCAAUGAAACUUGCUCCAAGUGCUAGCCAUACCAGCAGCUGGCUAAGAAAUCCAAUUCGUUUGGAUAACUGUACUAUAUGAUACAGUAUAACACUUUAUAACAAGGAACGUAUCCAUCCCACGCUAUGUGCUGGUGUGAAACUGUCUUUUCUUUUUUUUUACUUAACUAACUUAAGGUUGUAUAAUCGAAUAAUAGAAUUAAUUAUUUAUAGAACAGACUUUUAUAUUGUAGAAUCUAAGCUUUAAAACUGUUUGGUAAAACUGUUAUACGCUGUCUCAAUUAAAUGUGGUGUGAAAAGGUUAACUGAA
Drosophila virilis is the source of this 2921-nucleotide messenger RNA. It is a transcript of the gene SmydA-4, whose product is annotated as SET and MYND domain containing, arthropod-specific, member 4. The record is from RefSeq and is a predicted model, not a curated record. Gene Ontology annotation, molecular function: protein binding. NCBI's taxonomy places the organism in Eukaryota, Metazoa, Arthropoda, Insecta, Diptera, Drosophilidae.